Emiliania huxleyi CCMP1516 is the source of this 594-nucleotide messenger RNA. RefSeq lists its product as hypothetical. The record is from RefSeq and is a predicted model, not a curated record. Bases 13 to 450 code for a protein of 145 amino acids. The transcript has a single exon. NCBI's taxonomy places the organism in Eukaryota, Haptophyta, Isochrysidales, Noelaerhabdaceae.
AACUCGGAGUUCAUGUCGUGGGGCGAGCGUGGGGCGAAAAUGGUCGUCGACCUCCGCCCUACCAACCUGACCCAGGCGAGUUAUCUCAAUGGCUCCGUGCAUUGGUCGUGCCCGCCGCAGCACCACUACUACGUGGCGACGUCCGAUGGCCGCAUGGAGCCGUGCCAGUGCGACUCAACGCAGCGUGCGCUCAAUUGCCGGCAGCUGGAGCGGCAGCUCCGGCCGUCCCGCCGCAAAGAUGGGCAGGUGCGGCCGGCGGAGGAGGUCGGCCCUCUUCGUGUCGAGGCCGCCUCUGCCAACGGCAGCCUGUGCUUCAACGCGGUCUUGUGUGGCGAGCCAGUGGAACAGCUGGUCCAGCGCGCCCGAAAGCUCAUCAUGCAGCAUGACUGCGCGCCGGCCGAGAGUCAUGUGCUGUGGCCUCCGCGCGCAAACGAGACGUGCCCGAUCUAGAGGCGCCCCGACAGUACGGGCGCUCCUGCUGCACACAUGCGCAUUGUUGUGUGGGAGUGAGGCGGUAGCUUUGCCUCCUGCAUCUGAGGUGCAUGCAACGUGACCGUAUACGUAACUUACUCCUUUGAUAAGUGUUUUAUGUAC